Molecule: messenger RNA, 5589 nt
Organism: Bicyclus anynana (squinting bush brown)
Lineage: Eukaryota; Metazoa; Arthropoda; Insecta; Lepidoptera; Nymphalidae
Exons: 12
Coding region: 763-5166 (1467 amino acids)
Biological process (GO): neuron cell-cell adhesion; postsynaptic membrane assembly; presynaptic membrane assembly
Cellular component (GO): postsynaptic membrane; synapse; cell surface
Molecular function (GO): signaling receptor activity; neurexin family protein binding
Source: RefSeq, a predicted model, not a curated record
AUGUCACAUGUAUGUCACGGUUUUAUUAAUGAAAUAGUCUGGUAAGAGUCAUGAUCAAAAGUGAAUGUUUAAAUCAAGAAUGUGUAAGUUUAGAAAUUUAUCUCGGAACUGUUUACCCCUCUGGCGCACAUUCCGUCUUAUUUUGGUAUUUGAGUCGAGCAGGGACAGUUUGGAAGAGAUCCAGUUGUGCGCGCGCGCACUGCGGUAUUGAUCGUGAAAUUUGAAAAUCGAAAAACAACGCACAACAUAAAUCGCGGGUGAAAAAAUGACCCAACGGUGUUUGAGGGUUGAUUGAAAUCGCGUGAGAAAUUUUUCACUCAAUUUUUAGUGCGUGACUAUUUGUGACUGUGCUGAAAAUCGUUUGUUAGUACAAUUGUAGUUUUUUUGGUAAAUUGGAUUAAAGGUAAACCUUGCUAUAUGAAUUCGUGUGCACGUGAACCAAUUAUUUAUCGGAAUGUGUUUAAUUGGUUAUUCGAAACGAGCUGACAUUUUCCGUGGAAUUUAACGUGAAAUAACAAUGUUUCGCAACUUGAAAGCUUGUUCUAGAAUGCGAAGGAAAUAAUGAAGACGUUAAUAAAACGGUGAACAACUCCAGAUGUGAUAGAUAAUGGCUAUGGUGAAUAAAGGAAGGAUUAAUCAUAAAAAACCGCGUUCAAAAGUGACUCACUCGCGUCGCUGUAAAACGAAAUCACCAAACAAACUAUAAACCAAAGAGUAUAUUUUAAGCAGUGCAAUGAGAACAAAUCGGUGGACUUAACCAAAAUGGCCGCUCGGCACGCGACUCCGUUUAUAAGCCACAGUUUGUUUAUUUAUAUAGCCCUCUCGCUCUUAUUGCCGAUGGCUAACGAAGGGGCGACAGUGUACGAAGAUCCUCGGACGUUUUCUAAAGAUGAAAAGCGGUUGUCCAGGGAAUAUCAUUUGCGGCAAGGCGCUUUGAGAGGGCUGAUAGUAAAGCCUGGGAAGAAUUAUGAUCUUCAGCCAGUGGAAAUGUUUCUAGGGAUUCCGUAUGCAGCGCCACCAGUUGGGAACCUGCGCUUUAUGCCACCAGUCACUGCUCCGCUCUGGCAAGGGGUACGGAUGGCGACCCGGUUCGCGCCCGUGUGCCCACAAUCUCUGCCUGUUAUCAAGAAAGGAAACCCACCAUCCAUGGGCAGGCAGCAUUACCUCAACCGACUGAAACCAUUCCUAGCUCAAGAGUCCGAAGACUGUUUGUAUCUCAACAUCUACGUACCUUAUAGAGAACACAAAUCCAAGAAGUUUCCAGUGCUGGUGUUCAUUCACGGCGACUCGUUCGAGUGGAGUUCUGGCAACCCUUACGACGGCAGGGUGCUGUCUUCUUAUGGUAAUGUCAUGGUGGUGACUGUCAACUUCAGGCUUGGUGUUUUGGGUUUCAUGAAGCCGAGUCUCACGGAGCACGUCUACGGUAACAACGGUCUUCUAGACCAGCUGGCCGCGCUGCAGUGGAUCAAAGACAACAUAGAAGACCUCAACGGUGACCCCAACUCCGUGACCCUCAUGGGGCAUGGCACCGGCGCCGCCUGCGUCAACUUCCUCAUGCUGUCUCCUAUAUCCAAUGGUCUGUUCCACCGUGCGAUCCUGAUGUCAGGCUCGGCGCUGUCGGACGCGGCCAUGACGCGCGACCCCACGCAGUACACCCUGCAGGUGGCGCAGAGCCUCGGCUGCAGCCCCAGCUCUAAGAACAUGAUGUCCUGUUUGCAGAACAAACCGUUAUCUGAGAUCAAGAAAGUGCAGAUACUAGCUCGGAGGUUCGAGACGCCCCUCGGGCCUGCAGUGGCUGGCUCCUUCAUCCCAAGCGAACCGGCUAACACUAUGGCUUCGUUCCCCAAUCUACUGAGCAAAUAUCAAUUGCUGAGUGGUGUAACAGAACUGGAAAGCUACCACGAUUUUGGUGUAAUCGAACUGGACCACGGCAUUUUGGAAAAUCAGAGGGACGAGUUCAUUACGAAAUUCGUUAAGAUCGUCUUUGAAGGCGCUGAAGAAGAAGCUCUGAAUGAAAUAUUAAAACAAUAUUCUCCAUCAAAGCUGGACCCUCAGCGCUGGAACGUGGAGACCAACCGCGACGUGGUGCUGAACCUCUUCAGCGACGCCCGGACCCUGGCUCCGAUGAUCAACUUCGCCAACUACCAGUCUAAAGCUAACAGGCAGUCAUACUUCUAUGUGUUCGCCCAUAACUCGGUCAGCACGGAUUAUGCGCCUUUAAACAAAAGUGUGCACGGCGAGGAGAUGCCGUACAUCCUGGGAAUACCUCUUGGAGGUGCCAAUACACAUUUUCAUGCUGAAUAUACACAACAAGAGAAGCUGCUUAGUGAAGUUAUGAUGAGGUUGUGGACUAACUUUGUGAAAAACGGUUCCCCAAAUACUCAAAGCGUAAAUGAGUACUUCACUUUCGAUAAGAAACAAUGGAACCAGUAUAACGUUGAAUGGCCCGAAUACAACGUUGCCCAUCAGCCAUAUCUGAGAAUAGAUUUACCUCCUGCUAUUAACAGCUUAUACAGAUCAAACUAUACAAAUUUCUGGAUUGAGACUUUACCGAACAAAAUGAAGAGGUACAUGGUCGACCCCUUGUUUGAGUUUACUCCGAAGGCAACAACUGUGAAGCCUAGACCUGUUCACAGAACAAUCAUAGAUCGCAAUGAUGCAGGACGGAAAACAUAUGUGCCACAAGUAUACAGUCCUUCUCAUUAUAGCUCUGCUUCUACAUAUGGAAAAUUAAGGCCAUACUCCCCACCAGAACCAAAACAGGACACCGAUUCCAUAUAUCGAGAAAUACAGGCAAUAAAAACACCAUCAAGGAAAAUACCUUCUAGUUUUAUGGAGAAAGUUGAUAGAGAAACACAUACAACAGUAAAACCAGUUAUAAAUAUGCCUGUAAAAACCUCUAGUGCAACAGUAACUCUUGUUGUAUCUCUUGCUGUACUCUUUGUGGUGAUUAAUAUAGGAAUUUGUGUAGGCUUGUAUUAUAAAAAAAGAAAAUCCCUAAAUAGAACUACAACGUAUGAAAAUACGCACCAACCCCGUGCUGAAAUAGGAGAAGUGGAUAUGAUAGGCCAAAAAAGUUCUAAAGAUGAUAAAAGCGCGUUACAAACUUUCAAGAACGGUUGUAGUGUUAUAAAGUCCAUAAGUAUUCAUAAAAUGCGAAGUAAUAGUAAAAAAGUUAAAAAGAAAGAGGAAUGCAAAACACCAAAGUCUGAUGAUUCUGGUGGUUUUAGAGAGAGAUUUCAAUUAAGGAGACAUUUAUCUACAAGCACAUUAGAUGCACAUACGAAAGUGAGAGAUUGGAUUGCAAAUGAAGUAAUGCAUCGAUGCUCUCCUAAUAUAUUAAGAAAAUCUAACUCUGAGUUAAAUGAUAAGUCUAUUAUGGGUAUAAAACCUUUUACAAGAUCUGAAGAGUUGCUUUCUGAAAAUAAAAAAGCAACUAAAGGAACUAUUAAAGUUGAUGACUCAAUAUAUCCGAAAAAUCUUCUAGCAAAAAAUUACAGUGGAAAAAACAAAACAUCAGAGAAAACGACAUCGACUUCAGCUUUAGAUUCUCAUUCUUCUUUAGUUAGUAAUAAACAAUCUACAUUGGGCAAACGCACUAAUAAAUCUAGUGACUCUUUAAAAAGCAAAGGUACAGAGAGUGUUAAGUCAAAGAAAGUCUCUGUUGCAAUCGAUGCUACGCCAGCAGCACGAACUAAUUCUAUUUUAAAACAAGAACCUGUAGAACUUUCAAAGUCUAUGGAUGAAAAAGAAUCAACACAUUCCAUGAUGCAAAAGCUUAAAACAGAUGAACCUAUUAAAUCUAGUGACAGUUCUUUAAAUAGAAAAAAAGAAACUAAAGUUUAUACUAACGAGGUAACUUUGUCCUUAGGAAAAAGUACUCCUUUAAAAAUAAAUCAUAAGCAUUCCUCAUCUGAUCCAGUAACAGACGUCAAUUAUGAGCUUCUACAAGAGAAAUUAAAACGUGAAAAUGAAAUAGUGGACAUACUUCCUCCAGUUACAUUUCGAAACGAAGUCAACGUUACUUCUCGUGAAGAUAAGUGUCGAGAACCCUUGUCUGCAGAAGAAGCUUUGUUAACUAUUAAAAGGAGAAAUUUUCCUAAAGUUCUUCCAGAUUUACCAAAAGCACAAAAGAGGUUGUCCCUGCAACCGACAUCUUUACAAAGUUUUCGAGGUUAUACUGGAAUGGGAAGUUUUGAAAAUCCUGACAAAAAAGUUCCACCACAGCCACCACCACGGACUACAACUCUGGACCGAAGGCUUGCAUAUAAAAAUACAAAACCUCUAUCUUCUUUUGAUGUCUCCAAUAUAAAAAAGAUAUCAGAAUCUAGCCCAACUAACAGAAAUUAUGAGAAUAUAGAUAAUUUAAUAAAUAGCUCAGAAAAUAUAAAACAUAAUAAUAAAUCUUUGGAGCCUGUAAAAUCAAGUGAUAGAUCUCAUCAAAUGACUAUAACGCAGACACAAGGUCACAGAGAAUACCCAAAAGUAAUAAUUGCUUCUAGCGAUAUGCCGAGAACCGCAGAAACAUCAAUCAUAAUCAAACCUUCACCAAGUCAAGUUGAAAUAUCAAGCAACGUACCUAGAGUAAGACUUCCGGAUGAUUUUCACACACACGCUUCCGGAUCUAUAACUUCAUUUUCAUCUUUCUGUUCCGAUGAUGAUAUCGAUGAUGUUGACGAUGAUACUUUGCUAGAUGAUUUAGCUGAGGAUAAGUUAAUCCAAGAGCUAGUUGGUGGUAUAGAAUCUCCUACAAGUAUAGAUGUACUGGAUUCAAAAGGACCAGAAACGAUAUUUGAAAAAAAAGUUGAAAUUGUUCCUGUGACAAUAAAUCCAGCUCUAGUUAGAUCAAAAAGUAAAGAUGAUUACGUAUGCAUUACAGAUUUGCUUUUACCUGAUAUGAGCGGUACAGAACCAACGGCUCAAAUUAAGCCUAACUUUGGAUUAAACAAACUUAAGAACAGAAGUGAAAGUAUAAACAAGCCUCCAGAAAAGGCAGUGAAAGUAAAAGCAAAAAAGACAAAAAAUCCCACUGGGCUCUUAAAUAGGGCUACAAAGAGCACAAGUCAUACUAAGAGCAAAAUUGAUUCUAGUAAAUUAGAACAUUCUAAUUCUGGUUCGUCAAAUGAUACUGAAACGAGUACUGGAACUGUUAUUAAUUUAAAGUAAAAAGAUUAUUAUUCUUGUGUAAUAAAUUAAGCAUCAUUAGAAUACGUUUAAUGUUUAUUAUGUUGCAUUUAUAUUAGUUUAGUGAUUUUAUGCUAAUUGUAUAUUAUAAUUAGCCAACUAUACAAGUAUAAUAAUUUUGUAUUUAAGCUUAUUUAUAUUUGAUCCCGGAAAGCUUUAAAAUUUAGUUUUUGGAAAAAUGUUAGGUCAAUAUUUUAUCAAUGGUAAGGUUUGUAAAGUUUGAUUGUGUAAAUGAGUAAAAUUCAUAAAAUGAAGUAAAAUCUAAUUACCAUUACAAUAAUAUAGCGUAGUUACAAAUAAAACAUUCAGCAAAUAAACGAUUUUUUGCUUUAUGAGAUUCUAUAUUUUUUUAUAAUCCAAAUACGAGUAAAACUCGUUUCUCAAAUCUUUACUGCAGUUUUAUUC